AUGGUUAGAAAAACACGUGGCAAAAAACAAUUGAGAAAAAAUGACAAUGAUAAUCAAGAUAUAACUUCAUUAGUUUCUACAUUACCAAAUUUAUCUGAUGAUGAAUCUCAUUCAAUAAGUGAAAAUGAAGUAAGUGAAAGUGAUGAUAAUCAAGAAUUAUCAGAAGAUAUAGAAUUAACUUAG
Molecule: messenger RNA, 183 nt
Organism: Funneliformis caledonium
Lineage: Eukaryota; Fungi; Glomeromycota; Glomeromycetes; Glomerales; Glomeraceae
Source: the annotation of a GenBank genome assembly